GCUUGUAUCAAUGCAAAACGCGGCCGGUCAUAAGCGGCUGAGCCUGCUGACACGAUUGUGACUCGUUGCUAGUUCAGCAGCCGGUGGCCCCAGGUGUUGUCGCUGAUACGUAAAUGUCAUUGGUAAUUCAAUGCAAUGCUAGCGCGCCUGUAGGCGCGACCGACUAAGCUUGAAGAAGAAAGCUGAGGCGACUUGCGCGAGUUCGUGCCGCCAGUUGCGCCAUCACACGGACAAGGGGGAGGCAUGCAAAGCAUUGCACAUCGCAUCAUUAGUGGCUUGGGCAGCGCGGUGGACAGCUCCGGAGCAUGGCGCUGCGCCCGUCAAUCUCUUCAUGUCGGGUCCACGGCUUCGUGCGCCGAGUUUCAGCUAAAUACCGUUAGGGCGGAGAGCUUCUACGACUCGACGGUAGAGAAGUAUGCGGCGCAAGACGUGGAGGUGUUGUCUCUGCGUCAAAUGCUAAGCUUCGGUCGCAACGCAUGGAACGAUCCGGACAAGGUCCUCAAGAGCGCUCGAUAUGUGCAGCGGGAGCUGCCCAAGCGCCUGGCGCGGCGGCUGCUGGACCUGCAGCUGCUGCCGUACAUCGUGGUGACCAACCCACACAUCAAAAAGGUGUACAACCAGUACUACAUCAGCUUUGAGACGCUGCGGCGUGUGCCCACCAUCCGCACGCUGGAGGAGAACCAGGACUUUUGUCAGCUGCUGCGCCAGCACCUGGACUCACACGCCCCCAUGCUGGACUCUCUGGCCACGGGCCUGCGCGAGUGCAAGAGCAAGGAGCUUGUGGGCAGCUGCCUGCGCAUGGACAGCUUCUUUGACUCCAUGCUGCGCAGCCGCAUCAGCCGCCGCGUCAUUGCGGAGCAGCACCUGCACAUCAACAACAAGCGCCCGGCCUUCAUCGGCAUCAUCUGCACCGACCUGGACGUGCACGACUCCAUAGACUUCGCGGUGCAGAAGACCAAACAGGUGUGCAUGGAGACGUACGGCACGGCGCCGGACGUGGUGGUUAGCGGCGACCCACACGUGACCAUUCCCUACAUCCCCGCUCACCUGGACUACAUGCUUUACGAACUGCUCAAGAACGCCAUGAGGGCGGUGGUGGAGCAGGGCAGGGCGCAACAAGCAGCGCGGCAAGCGCAGGCGGGCGGCGCGGGCAAUCCGGCGUUCUCGUGCCCGCCGCCCAAGCUGCCGCCGGUGCAUGUGCGCGUGUGCCCGGGCCUAAACGGCACGCUGACCGUCCGGAUCACCGACCAGGGCGGCGGCAUUGCGGAGGAAUUCAUCGACAAGGUGUGGUCAUACGGCUUUACCACCAUUGGACGGAGCGCGGCGGCCUCCACCCACAGCAGCAGCAGCAGUACCAGCGGCAGCGGCGGGAAGGACGGCGUGGGGCCGGACGUGGUGGAGGGGCUGGGCAGUGGCAUGGUGCAGCAGGUGGCGGCGGGCGCGGGCGGCAGCGGGUCCGCAGCAACGGCAUCCAGUGGCGGCGGCGGCAGCAGCACGGGCGGCCGGCGGCAGCAGCAGCCGGGCGGUGGGCUGCAGGUGCUGAUGCGCGGGCCCGGCGGCCACUCACGCUACCAGAUGGCGGGGCUGGGCUUCGGCCUGCCUCUGUCGCGGCUGUAUGCAAGAUACUUCGGCGGCGACCUGCGGCUUCAGACCAUCCCCGGGUACGGCGUGGACGCCUACCUGACCCUGCGGCGCCUGGAGGAGCACGAGUGGGAGGAGCAUGUGGACGAGCCCUCCACGCUGCCCAUUAACAUGGCUCCUUACUAGCUGCCAGCUGCACGAGGGGAGGUGGCGCUGGCCUGGACGAGUGGACGUGCGCGGCGUCUAGGAUUGUGCCGGCAGGCUGGUGCUGGCGCGUUGGUAGCAGCAGGCCCCGUUCCGGUCGGCUUCCGGGGUCGGUGGGUGCUGUCUACGCAUCGGCUCAUCGGUGGGGUAGCGGGCCGGAGGAGCCAGGCGCGUGGGGCACUGGGCAGAGGGAGCGGGCGGUGGGGGUGGAAGGUGGGGAUCUGCCCCCGGUGUGCGGAGGGCGGGUGGGACUACCGCCUCACGCAUCGACUGGGGCCAUCACGUGGGUUUCAGUUGUGCCAUUGCGUUGCGGCUGACGGCUUACAUUUGACACAGCCACGCAAAGACACUGACGGCUUCUGGUAUCUGGAGACGUGUUUGAAGCGUGCAAAUGCAUUGUUGAUGACAGCUUAACGUGCUACAGCCAAGCGGGCGCCAGAUUGGCUUGUGAAAGGGGCAAGGCGUAGCGAUAUGCGUGUGAUUGAGAACUGUAGAGUGGAAGGCAGCACUGGAGGUGCGCGGGGUAGCUGGGCUACCACAUGCUGCUUGCGGGGCACGCCCCAUAGAUCGCUAGGCGGUUCGCUAGUGCGCAAUACAGAACAUGGGUACGGGUGAGGGUCAAGGUUGGUGGGUUCAUGGGUGCACGUCGCCAUGGAGGUACGGCACGCUUUCACGCGUUUCCAUAAGGGUCAUGUCAAGAGCUACGGCCUGGCUAAUGCACAUCGGUGAUGCAUACACCCUCAUCUAAAUCCUAUUUCGG
Chlamydomonas reinhardtii is the source of this 2545-nucleotide messenger RNA. RefSeq lists its product as uncharacterized. Lineage: Eukaryota; Viridiplantae; Chlorophyta; Chlorophyceae; Chlamydomonadales; Chlamydomonadaceae. Bases 244 to 1767 code for a protein of 507 amino acids. Gene Ontology annotation, molecular function: pyruvate dehydrogenase (acetyl-transferring) kinase activity. Gene Ontology annotation, cellular component: mitochondrion. Gene Ontology annotation, biological process: protein phosphorylation; regulation of glucose metabolic process. The transcript is spliced from 10 exons. The record is from RefSeq and is a predicted model, not a curated record.